AUCAUAGCCUCUAGAAAUAGGUAAUUAAAGCUGUUGUCCCUCAGGAGUCAAUUAUGGUGCUUAUUUUUUUGGCUCACAAGUCAAAUUCAUCGUAAUUUCCUGUAAUUUCUCAAGAUUUUAUAAUUAAGGCUUACGACCUCUAAUAUAGUAAGUUUCUAUUUCGUAGAUUGUUCUUUGGGUCAAACCCUUGCAACUUACCAAAUAAAAAAGUACUAGAAAUAAGACUUUUUCUUUUUAAAAUAACUCUUUAAUCCGGCCAACAUGCAUUAAUGAUACUUUAUUAGUAAUUUUUUUUAAAGAUACUUUAUUUGUAAUUAUAUAUACUGGUCUAAAUGAGUUUUACUAGGAUUGUAAUUGACCUUUUCAUUUUCUUUGACGGAAUAGGAGAAUUUAUGCAUGAAAUAACUAAAUCAUAGGCCCUAAAUCAGCAAAAUGUAGACAAUGAAAUAAUUUUUCACAAUGCAAUUGAACUUCGCAAGACAAAGAUUUGAAUGCCAUUAUUGCUGAUUACAAUUUUCCUGCAAGGAAUAGUGUUCAUCCACUAUAUAUAAUAAGUUACCAUUUCACCACUUUUCACAUCAAAACUUUAUUCGAGCUUCUGAAUCACCUCAUAGUUUUUUCCCCCACCAAUAUGGAAGGCCUAUUUUCUGUGAUUUUUAUGUUGUUUGUUGCUGCUACACCUAGCUUGUAUGCUAGAGUAACACCCAAUGCAGGAUCUAGCAACUUCAAUAUUGUUAACUAUGGUGCAAAAGGGGAUGGCCAAACUGAUGAUUCACAAGCUUUUGUGAAAGCAUGGAAUGAUAUGUGUGCUGCAACUCAAGGUGCCCCAACACUUCUCAUACCCAAAGGGAAAUCAUUCAUGUUGCAACCUGUGUCAUUUAAAGGUCCCUGCAAAUCUAACAAUGUUAACAUUGAGCUUCAGGGCACUCUUGUUGCCCCUAAAAGUGUUGUUGCUUGGAAAUGGGCAAAUAAUAAUAAGGGAGCAUGGAUCAAUUUCUCAGGAAUAAAUGGCCUUGUUAUUAGGGGAGGAGGAACAUUCGAUGGGCAAGGUGGUCCAUGGUGGGCCAAGUACUCUGAUGAUUCUGACAGGCCAAGUGCACUUCGGUUUAAUAGCUGUAAGAAUCUAGCCCUUAGUGCAACAAAUCACAUCAACAGCCCAAGAAAUCACAUAAGUAUAAGUUCAUGCAGUGGCUCUAGCAUUUCCAAUAUUCAUGUUACUGCCCCAGAGGAAAGUCCUAACACCGAUGGGAUUGAUAUCUCAGGAUCAACUAACAUCCUCAUUAAGGAUUCUACAAUUCGAACUGGAGACGAUUGCAUUGCCAUCAAUGAUGGUUCCUCUUUUAUCAACAUAACUGGUAUUACAUGUGGUCCUGGCCAUGGCAUCAGUGUUGGGAGCCUUGGGAGAGAUAGAAAGUUUGAAACAGUAGAAGAGGUACAUGUGAGAAAUUGCAUCUUCCAAGGAACCACAAAUGGUGCCAGAAUCAAGACAUGGCAGGGAGGAUCCGGGUAUGCGAGGAAGAUAACUUUUGAAGAUAUUAUACUUGAUGAAGCAGAGAACCCUAUCAUCAUUAACCAAAAUUAUAGGGCUUAUCAACGUAAUGGUCUUGCGGAUGCAGUGAAAGUGAGUGAAGUUACUUUCCGUAACUUCACAGGAACCUCAGCUUCUGAGGAGGCAAUCACACUGAAUUGUGACCCUACCGUCGGCUGCACCGGCAUUAUAUUAAAUAAGAUUAACAUAAAAUAUGUAUCAGCAGGGAAAAGAACACGUGCGUUGUGUAAUAACGUUCGUGGGUCAUUCUCUUUAUGUAGUCCAAAUGUUGUCUGUUCUUGACUUGAGAUGUACUAGCCAAUUAGGUUCUUGAAGUAGUAAAUAGGACCCAGUGCAUUUUGCUAUCUUUUUGACAAAAAAAACCCAAGUAUCAUUUUCUAGUAAGGUUGACUUCAUCUCUUGUACUUAGUUAUUUCCCUUUGUACUGGAUUCUAUAUCUAUAGUCCAGCAGGAUUGGUUUUGUACUUUUGGGCCAUUGGUCCAGUUUCAAUGAAGUCCUUGAUCCAAUGUCAAAAGAAA
This is a messenger RNA of Lotus japonicus, 2068 nucleotides long. Its product is annotated as probable polygalacturonase At3g15720. The coding region runs from base 632 to 1831 and encodes 399 amino acids. Gene Ontology annotation, molecular function: polygalacturonase activity. The record is from RefSeq and is a predicted model, not a curated record. The transcript has 7 exons. Gene Ontology annotation, biological process: carbohydrate metabolic process. NCBI's taxonomy places the organism in Eukaryota, Viridiplantae, Streptophyta, Magnoliopsida, Fabales, Fabaceae.